AUCUCAUCGGAUCAGACAUCACGGGCAAAAAAGGAAAGAACAUAAUAAGAUCGUUGGAGAUUUCAGUCUGUCCUUGGCUAAGUUAUCACUGUUUUCCUCAGUUUCGCAAUUCCAAUUCCCAAUUCCAAUUCCAAUUCGUCGUCAAAGAGGUACCAGAUUUGUCUUGGUAGCAGAAAGAUUCACCUCGCAGUCGCAACCGAUCAAUUGCCCAUAGCAUAUACAAAACACGGACACCAUUCUCAAUCACCAGCCUGCGAAAUCAGAGAUUGUGAUGGACCCUUCCAUUAUGAAGCUCCUCGAAGAGGACGAGGACGAAACAAUGCAUUCAGGGGCGGACGUGGAGGCGUUCACAGCUGCUCUGAACAGAGACAUAGAGGGCGAUACGUCCACAUCUCAACCCUCUGAUUCCGACAGUGUAGCUUUAUCUCAAGGAAGCAAUCACACUUCCAGUCAGUUAUUUCCACAGUGGCAAACUUCCAGCCAAGAUGAAAAUGCCAAUUUUCAAAAUCGUCAAGAUCUGAAUGGAUCCCAGCAGCAAGAUCCACAUUCAUCCGAAAUGGAGCUAAAGCAGCAUGGUGUAGGUCCUGAGUGUCAGCAGCAACAAAUUGACACCUCACAGGAAUUGAAACAGCCGCAAGAUGACCGUCAGCAACGGCAAUUGGAACAAAAUCCCUUCCAUUUUUCUCAAACACUGGGUGUUCAGAGUUCUGAAAAGAAUCCUGUCCAUAACCUAGAGCCAGACAGAACACACAAUCCAGAGAGUGAGUCUCAUAACCCAAAGUUACAAAAUAUGAAUAAUCAACAGGCAAUGACAACAGAACAGGCAACGAAUCCAAUGAACCGUGGAAAACAAGUUCCAUUUGCCAUGCUGCUUCCGGUCUUACAACCCCAACUUGAUAAAGACAGAGCCAUGCAACUUCAUACUCUUUAUUAUAAAUUAAAGAAAAAUGAAAUAUCCAAAGAUGGAUUUGUCCGGCACAUGAGAGGUAUUGUAGGGGACCAGAUGCUCAAGAUGGCAGUGUAUAAAUUGCAAGCCCAGGCUGCUCGAAAUUCACAGACUGGACCCAACCAAUUCUCAUUACAGUCUCAAGCAUCUGCGCAACAUCAUCUGAAAAUGCCACCUGUUGGUGCCCAACAGGGAAUGGCUCCCCAGUCAUUUGCACAACUUCACCGGAAGGGUGUCACCUCUCCUACAGACCCCUCUCAUAUUCCUUCUUCCACAGCUCAACUGAAGACUGAUUCAAGCAAUGCAGCGACGGAUAAUAAUGGUAAAAAAUCCCAAGAGAUGGAAAGCCAUUUAGAUUCACAUGGUAUGCCAGCAAGCCAAAUGUCUUCAUCCAGUUUGAGUAACAUAAACCAAGAAAGGGAGCGGUCCACAAUCCCCAUACAAGGACUUAGCAAGCAGCAGCAACAACAUUUGCACUUCUCACAAUCAUCUUUUCCCAUUUAUGGAAGUACAGGUGGUAAUUAUGGUCACCCAUUUUCUGGAACAAAUGUUAAUUCUUCAGCAGCAUCUCUCAAACAACAGCCCCAUGAUUCACAAAUGAGGCAGGGUCCCGUUCAUCAAAGUAUUGGUGCAACUCAGUUAGGAACAUCAACUCAGGUCAUGAAUGUGUUGAAUGUGCCUAAUUUUGAGAGGCAAAAUCCUUUUAGUGAACCGAAGAGAGUGCAGGGUGGAACUCUAACCCAUUUGACAAAUAAUUCAACUUUGCAACAGAAUUCAGUUCAAUGGCAAUCAUCAACAAGUAAAGAGCAGAAAAAUUGUGCUCUAUCAUCAAUGACUCACGUUAAACAAGAGCCAGUUGAUCAGGGGAAUGAGCAACAGCACAAAUCACAGUUGUCUUCUCCCCAGGGAUUGUCUUCUUUCUCUCCUUUACAGGUUGAACGUGGGAAUGCAAUUACAGGAACUUUAGAAGAUGAAACUCUUGAGGCGCAGCCCUCGAGGAUGUCUAUCACUGCCCAGCUGGGCCUGGACCCUAAUAUCUCGUUACGUUCUCAGAUCUCAUCUGCAACGCCUCCAGUUGGACCUGGAAAUAAUGUGAGGACACCCCCGAAAAAGCCUUCUAUUGGACAAAAGAAACCACUUGAAUCACUUGGUUCUUCGCCACCCCUACCAAGUAAGAAGCAAAAACUAUCUGGGGCCUUCUUGGAUCAAAGCAUUGAACAACUCAAUGAUGUAACUGCUGUCAGUGGAGUUAAUCUUAGGGAAGAGGAAGAACAACUGUUUUCUGGGCCCAAGGAAGAUAGUCGAGUUUCAGACGCAUCUCGAAGGGUUGUACAAGAAGAAGAAGAAAGGCUGAUUUUGCAGAAAAUUCCUCUUCAAAAAAAAUUGGCAGAAAUCAUGUCAAAGUGUGGUCUAAGGAGUAUGAACAAUGAUGUGGAGCGAUGCUUGUCAUUGUGUGUGGAGGAAAGAAUGCGUGGACUGAUAAGGAAUCUGAUCAGAUUGUCAAAACAGCGGGUCAAUAUUGAGAAGCCAGGGCACCGAACUCUUAUCACUUCAGAUGUUCAGCAACAAAUCUUGGCAAUGAACCGAAAAGCCAGGGAAGAAUGGGAGAAAAAGCAGGCUGAAGCAGAAAAACUCCAAAAGCUCAAUGAUCCAGAAGGUAAUGCUGGAGUUGAUGGCGAUAAGGAGAAGGAUGAUGGUCGUGCGAAAUCACUUAAGGCAAACAAAGAGGAGGAUGACAAAAUGCGGACAACAGCUGCAAAUGUUGCUGCCCGAGCUGCCGUUGGAGGAGAUGAUAUGCUGUCAAAAUGGCAACUAAUGGCUGAGCAGGCCCGGCAGAAACGUGAAGGAGGAACCGAUGCAGCUUCUGGUUCUCAGCUGACUAAAGAUGUUAGCCGCAAGCCUUUAUCAUCCUCUUCAAAAAAUGCAAGGGAUGAUCAAGAAGGAGAGAAAAGGGGCUCCACUGCUGCUGUCAUGACAGCUGGUAUGAAUAGAAAAUUAGCAAGGAAUCAAGUCGUGGUGCCUCAAACUAAAGUAGCCCGUACUAUCUCCACUAAGGAUGUGAUUGCUGUCCUUGAAAGGGAGCCUCAGAUGUCAAAAUCAACACUGAUAUAUCGCUUGUAUGAAAAAAUGCGUGCUGAAGCUGUAGCUGAAUAACCAUGGGUAUCAUGGUCCCAACAAGAUCUUCAGCUCGAGCACAUUGCAAGUCUUGCAAAACUGUGAUUCCAAUCUGCUGCACAUGAUUAUGAUUAUUCUUUUUUUGUUCAUUUGUGUAAUUUGUGUGCAGUUCAGAGUACUGGAAGGAAGAUUGCUAGUUUCAGCUUGUAAUGCUGAUGCAACUAGGUUCUCUAUAACAAAUGUGAUGUCAUCUGUUGUUUAUUAGUGUACUAUUGUAUUUCUAAUAACAAGUUAUGCAGUUUCUUUCCGUGGUUAACCUUUA
Camellia sinensis is the source of this 3383-nucleotide messenger RNA. Its product is annotated as transcription initiation factor TFIID subunit 4b. Gene Ontology annotation, molecular function: RNA polymerase II general transcription initiation factor activity; protein heterodimerization activity; DNA binding. The record is from RefSeq and is a predicted model, not a curated record. Gene Ontology annotation, biological process: transcription initiation at RNA polymerase II promoter. Lineage: Eukaryota; Viridiplantae; Streptophyta; Magnoliopsida; Ericales; Theaceae. Gene Ontology annotation, cellular component: transcription factor TFIID complex.